UUCACCAACUCCACACAGGCGUUAGUUACAGGCUGGAGCUCCGGGGACCGACAACUAGAAGCUGUGCAUGAGCUCUUGGAACCUACAAACACAAACUUUCACCCGACUUCUUCAAACUCACCUUGAACUCCUGGACACACGCAAUAGCGGAACCAUAGACUUACUAUAUCUCAGUGUGUGUUGGUCUCUCAGUAACCAUGGCCCAAUCCGAAUCUACUGGCCUUAGCCCGGACUUCUCCAACGGAGCCAUAAUCCAUAGGCCCGUAGGAACCAGUACCGACAAAGAAAUGCAGAGACAACAAGGUAAAGAUGAGGAGGAGGAUGUCGAACUGGCGGAAGAAGUGUUGGAACUAGGUGAGGAGGUGGGUGAAGACAUGGAGGACAUUGAGAUGGAGGAGGAGGAAGGAGGUGCGGCUGAGAAUGUUGAAGUGACAAUGGAAGCUAAAGGGAGAGGUGGAUCAGAGGGUGAUGAGGAGGAGAGACAGUUGGAAGAGAAAGAGGUUCGUUUUGAGGACAAGAGAGAAGAACCAAACAUGUCAGUUGAUGUAAUUGAAGAAGUGCAUGUCAAAUCUGUAGAGUCUGUUGAAGGACAGAAACCCGCUGAGAAUACCACAAAAGAUAUAGAUAUAGACAGAGAUAGAAAGGAAGGCAGACCUCUUCUUCCUACACCAACCUUUAGGUUGCCAGACCAGCCAGUUCAGACCCCUGAGAUUAUUAAAGAAUCACCACAGGAGGAGAGAAGAGAGUGGAAAGGGGAGGUAGGAGAGAGGCAUACAAAUAAUGAGUUAGUCACUGUGUGUACCGAGAAGGGAAGUGUAAGAGAGACUCCUGGGAGGGAAAUUAGGUCCAUUGCUGAUGAUGAAAUGGGACAAGAACAAGGUGUGGGAUCAGAUUUGCACCAAGAUCUGUCUAUUACUGAUGAGCUGGCGAUGAAAGAGGAUGAGACAUCUGCAGAGGAAGAUAUUCUGCAAAUAGCUUUGCCUUCUGAUGAGGCACUGACGACAGGGGACGAAGUUGGUUCGACGACGACAGAAACGCUAGUCUUGUCCACCAAUGAUGUAGAGAGUAAAGAGAAAAAGGUGAGUACAGAGAACAAAAAGUCAGAAACCGGGUCUAUUGCUGAUGACACAGAUCAGGAAGUAGAGAUGCCAACCAGCCAGGCACCUAAUAAUGCUCUAACUGCAGAAGAGAGUGAUGAAAGCGGGAAUAUAGUGACUGAGCACUGUCGCACUGUGUCCACUAGUGAUGAGGUAAGAGAGACACAGCAGGAGGAAGGACUGGAAGAGGAGCCCAAACAUCUGCCAGACAAUAAUCAUGGAGAAACAAACGCUGAUAACAACAACGUGGCAGAGAACACACAUGUUGUUUCAGAAGAAGAGUACAAUGUGAGCAAGGAGAUAAGUGGAAUCAGUAGAGUUUCAGAGGAACGAGGAGGGACAACUGAAGAAGAUGUAUCAAAGACAGAAGAGGGGGAGCGCCAAAAGACAGAGCAGCCAACAUUGUUAUCCCUAACCGACGAGCUAACAGAGACUGCCGUGAAUGAGAGUCAAACGACAACAGCCCAGCAACCUACGGCUCUUGUCUUUCCAUGUGUCGAGGAUGAUGAGGGCGGGAACGGGAGCAGGAAACAGCCCCAUGAAAUUGAGGAGGGGGAGACUGGAGUUAAAGAGGAGGGAGGUUUACAACCCACUGAACAGCAGCUACAGGUGGGAGAGAUUGAUAAGGUGGGGGCUGUGGAGGUGGAGGGUAGGAGCAGGGAAGCUUUCCAACAUGUUGGGAAUAAUGAAGGGGUGGAGAGGGACACCAGAUGCAGCAACAGAGAGGAGGAGGACAAGGAUGAUAAUGUAGAGAUACCUGAGGAAGCGAGACGAGGUGGAAGUAUGGACAAACUGACAGAAACACUGUUCGAGCUGGAUUCCGUGGCCAUGGACGAGGUGGAAGGGAAAGAAAACAGGGUUCUGGAUGAGCCAGCGAUACAUAUUCUCGAGGGUACAGUGGGAGCUACACGGGAGGAGUAUGAGGAUUUGGAGCGUGUCGAGGAGGCCUUUGAGAUUGAUGAGGGAGAGGAAGGUGAUAAAGAACAUGCUGGGGAGGUCAUUCUGAAUGAGCCCAAGACUGCAGAGCAUGGGGUAGUUCAGGAGAUGGAGCAUCCAGUCCCGGUCUCAGAGAUAGAAAUGUUAGGAGCAGAAGAAGAGGGUGGGUUAGAGGAUGAGCCAGUGACAAACAUUGACGAUAACCUAGACUCGCAAUCAGAAGGAGGGGCUGAGGUUGUGGAAGAGCUAGAGAAUAUCAUUGAGGGUAAGCUCAAACCUGCAGCAGAGGGGGGCAGCAAGACUGAAGAGUGCCUCCAGCCUGUUAUUAAGGAUGAGCCGGUAAAGGUUGGGAAUGAAGACACAGUGGAGGACAGAAGGAAAGUGGAUGAAAAAGAUAUGGAGCUAGAGGUCAAAGCUCACAAAGCCACAAUAGAGAAUGGGUUCCCUGGAACAGAGGAGAUAAGACGGCAACUACUGAAUGAGAUGCUGCUAUCUCCAACCAGGCUAAAAAAACGAGAAAUGAAAGAUGAAGUGACAGUUAAUAGAGAUAAGGUGACUCCCCGCAGAAGUAGUAAUGACUGGAUCAAGAAGGAGUCCCCAGAGGAGGUACAGACCCACAGUGGGAGGGAAGACUGGAUAAAGAAGCAAGCCCCAGAGGAGCUGAAGACUGCUGUUAAGAAGGAUGACUGGAUCAAGAAGCAGGCCCAAGAGGAGGUGCAGUCCUGUGGUAAGAAGGACUGGAUCAAGAAACAGGCCCCAGAGGAUGUGCAGACCCGCGUAAAGAAGGAGGACUGGAUCAAGAAGCAGGCCCCUGAGGAGAUACAGGUCCGUGGUAAGAAGGAGGACUGGAUCAAGAAGGAGGCCCCAGAAGAGGCACAGACCCCCGGGAAGAAGGAGGACUGGAUCAAGAAGGAGGCGCCAGAGGGGGUGUCGAUCGCUAGUAAGAGGGAGGACUGGGUCAAGAAGGAGGCCCCAGGGAGGGUGCAGAUACCUAGUAAGGAGGACUGGGUCAAGAAGGAGGCCCCAGGUAGGGUGCAGAUACCUAGUAAGAAGGAGGACUGGGUCAAGAAGGAGGCCCCAGGGAGGGUGCAGACACCUAGCAAGAAGGAGGACUGGAUCAAGAAGGAGGCCCCAAAGGAAGUUCACAUCCCCAGUAAGAGGGAGGACUGGAUCAAGAUGGAAGCCUCAGGGGGGGUGCAGAUCCCUGGUAAGAGGGAGGACUCAAUCAGGACUCAGGUCCCAGAGGAGGUGCAUUUCCCCAGUAAGAGGGAGGACUGGAUUAAGAAGGAGGCCCCAGAGGUGGUGAAGACUCUGGCUAAGAAAGAGGACUGGAUCAAGAAGCAGUCCAGAGAGGAGGUGCAGACCUCUGGAAAAAAGAUGGACUUAAUCAAGAAGGCCCCGGAGGAGGCGCAGACUCCUGGUAAGAGGGAGGACUGGAUCAAGAAGCAAGUCCUAGAAGAGGCACAGAACACCACUAGAAAGGAUGACUGGAUAAAAGAGCUGAAGUCAGUGCUCAAAGAGGAGGUGCAGCCCACAAAGGGAGAUGAUCCAGUGAAGAAGAAGAAAAAGAAAGUGGUGAUCAUGGAGGAGGCGCCCACUAUCAUGCAUCAAAAGAAAGAGGUGAAGACAGAUGGAAAGAAAGAGAAGGAAGAGCAGUGGGAGGUGAAGAAAGAGAAGACAGAGCAGGCGGAGUUAAAGAAGGAGAAGGAGGAACAGGGGGAGCCAAAGAACACUGUGAAGCUGCAGACCCCAACUCAUCACAGCCAAGACAGUGACAGCUCAAACCCCCAGGAGUAUGUGAUCUCCCUCUAUGUCAAGGCAGGCAGUGAUGGGGAGAGCAUCGGAAACUGUCCAUUCUCCCAGCGUCUCUUCAUGAUCCUGUGGCUGAAGGGAGUCAUCUUCAACGUCACCACAGUUGACCUCAAAAGAAAACCGGCGGACCUUCAGGACCUAGCCCCGGGGACCAACCCUCCGUUUGUCACGUUUAAUGGGGAGGUGAAGGUGGACGUGAACAAGAUCGAAGAGUUCCUGGAGGAAAAUCUCACACCACCACGGUACCCCAGGUUGGCAACUACUCAUCCGGAGGCAAAUACAGCAGGCAUAGAUGUGUUCGCAAAGUUCUCCGCCUACAUCAAAAACUCUCGCAAAGAUACUAAUGACGGCUUGGAGAAAGCCCUGUUGAAGUCCUUGCAUCGGUUGGAUGAGUUUCUGCGGACACCCCUGCCAGAGGAGAUUGAUGCUAACAGCACAGACAACCCUCAGGAGUCCACACGCAGCUUCCUGGAUGGACCCGACCUUACACUGGCAGACUGCAACCUCCUGCCCAAACUACACAUUUUAAAGGUGGUAGCCAGGAAGUACCGUGGCUUUGAAAUUCCAGUGGAUAUGGUGGGGGUGUGGCGCUAUCUAAACCAUGCCUAUGAGAGGGAGGAGUUUACCAGCACCUGUCCUGCGGAGCGUGAGAUCGAAUUUGCCUACACAGAUGUAGCGAAACGAAUCAAAUAGAGAGAAGGGGAGUGUGAGUGAAGGUGUGGGGGUGGGUGUGGGUGUGGGUGUGUGUGUGCGUGCGUAUGAUGGCAUAUAUGUAAUAGGGUCUUUGUGCACUCACUGGUUGGGUCGUACAGAGCUCUGAGAUAAAGUGUCAUGUCUGGUGUGAGUCUGGGACCAAUCAUUCGAGAGGUCCACAUCCCUUUCACAUACAGUAAUUAACCACAUCCAAUGGCCAGGCCAGCCUGUUGUAGCGGUGAAAUAAUGCUCUGUACUUCAAGUACUUCUGGCCAAAGCCCCGUGUUGUGCAUUAUAAUCUACAGAAGGUGGAUGUGUACGCUGUCAUUUGAGAGAGAAACUGUUAAAAUGCUACAUUACUAACCUGAACAACAUGAAGUGCUAUCUACUAACAUUGCAACAUUUUAAAAUGGUCAUAAAGCAGCUACAAUCAUUAUUUAGUGUUGUGUUAAAUUAAAGAGUAUAUACUCUGUUAAUUUACUUUUCUUUACUGUAGUUUCUAUUCUCCAUAUAUGGGUAAAUAAUAGUAUAAUUUUUGCUUUUUGAAGUUAGCCUGACUGUUUUCUACUGGUAUGUUUUAUAAAAGCUAAAUCUGUGUUCUACUUCUACUGCAUGUUGUUAACAAUCAAAAUAGCAUUUCAAUCACAUAAAUCUGCUUUAAUAACAUAUGUUGAAUUCCAGUGACAACAGGCCAUCCCAUUGUCUGUGGGUGGGGCUUACUUUUGAGAAGCUCAUCAGAUUGAGUCUCUCUGAAGAGAAAGUUUAAAUCUGAAGCUAUUUUGAUAGUGGCAAAAGUGUGUAUUUUAUGUAUCUGUCUAUGUAUGUACUCAACUGACACAAGCCUGUGUACUCGCCUUAUAAUCCUCCCCAGAGGAAUGUAUUAAACUGAUUUUAGAACAGUAAA
Messenger RNA from Esox lucius (northern pike), 5442 nucleotides. RefSeq names its product chloride intracellular channel protein 4. Lineage: Eukaryota; Metazoa; Chordata; Actinopteri; Esociformes; Esocidae. The record is from RefSeq and is a predicted model, not a curated record. The transcript has 6 exons. Bases 198 to 4538 code for a protein of 1446 amino acids.